UUGGAAGCUAGUGUGUGUGUGUGUGUGUGUGUGUGUGUGUGUGCGUGCAUCCAGUAGGUAAACUCCCUCCCAGGCUGGAUGUGACGGCUCAGUGUUGGGGGUUCAGACACUUGAUGUAGUGGUGGUGACACAAAUGAGGACGACGGACGCAUGCAGACGCCUCCAGAGGGGCUUCACAGGAACACGUCGUGAUGGUGUUUGUGUGCGUGCAUGUGUGUGUGUCUGUCUGUGUCUGUGUGUGUAUGUAUGUGUCUGUGUGCAUGCUGUGGAGUUCUGAUUUGUACCAUGCAGCUAUUGCACCCGACUCAGUUUAUUCUCCUUUAGUUUCAUGUCUUUGAGCGGUUUCCAAGUAAAUUCCAUCAUUUCAUUCAUUUAGCAGUUCCCAUAAGUUCCAUGCGACGGUAGCUCUCAUACCGUUUCCUUUCCCACGGUGAGUCUCAGUUACCGUAAAGACCGCAUGAAUCCCGCACGUACACUUGUGACGCUGGUUCUCAGGCAUCCAGACGAGCCUUCAGCCACUGCAGUGGCGCUGAUUUGGACCCUGGAUCACCGCUUCUGUCCGGCUGCGGCGGACGGUGGACACGUGCCGGGCAACAUCUGGCCAGUGGUUUUGCUGGGAUUGUGACAGGGCCCAGCAGAACGCUGGUGCUGCUGGCCUGUUCGUUCGUCUCCGGGUUUGGACUUUUUUUAGCUCCCUCCGUCCCUCCCCCGCCAGACCUCACGUCCCGCUUGUCAAGUAUGUGAACGCGAUCCGCGGCCUGCGUCUUAUUUCGGGCUGGUCUCCGGCGAGGCUCGGUUCCGCCCUCCAUGUCGCUCCCGGUGGUGCUGCCGGGCUCCUGCUGCGCCGUCAUCGGGACCUCGCACCUCGCGGAUCCCACGCACCGACGCCGAGCGCGCGGCCCGCCCGCGCCCCGGGCCGCGGGCGGCGUCCGGCGGCUGCCGCCGCGGCGGCCGCUGCUGUGGCUGGGCUUGUUGCAGCUGCUGCUCGGCGGCUCCAUCGUGGCGCUGUCCUUCGAGGCGCUGUCCCUCAGCAGCCUGGCCUCCGUCAGGAACGCGUGUCCCUUCUGGGCAGGCUGCUCGGUGGUUCUGUUGGGAGCCGUAGGCCUCACAGCAUUGAGACGACCCAUGCCCGUGUUGGUCAAUGUGUUUUUCCUGCUGUCUGUGGUGUGUGUGCUCCUUAAUGUGGCUGGAAUCCUGCUGUGCAGCCAAGGCGCCCAGCUGGUGUCCAGUAUGGACAUCUGCCAAGCGAGUGAGGAGGGAGAUGUAUGUUACUGCUGCCGCAUGUCCCGCGCCUCCAGAUGUGCUACUAAGAUCAAGCUGCUGAAGCUCCACCCUGGAAACUCCUGCAGCUCCACGAGGGUCCAGCUCAAGAAUGUGUUGUUUGUGCUGUGUGCUCUGAACGCUCUGACCUUAGCGGUGUGCUUUAUGGCAGCUGCCCUCAGAUAUCUGCACAUCUUCUACACAGAGACUCCUUCUUCCUCUCCCUGUAUGGACGAGCCCAGGACCCCGGCUGAGGAGCGGGAGGAGCCUGCUCAGAUCCCAGAUCCAGAGGAGUUUGUGGCUCCUGCGCCUCCUCCUUCCUACUUCUCCACCUUCUCCUCAUCCACGCCUCGCUUCGCUUACCAAAUGUUCUACAGGCCUGGAACCAAAGGGGCAGAGGUGUGUCCGCUGGACCCUCCUCCUCCCUACGAAGCUGUCACACAGGAGGCUGAGUUCACUGUGGGCCCAACCGCGACUUCUUCAGGAGCCUCUGUUCCAGGAAACGUUCAGACCAAGCUGCAGCCUCCCCCUCCUCCCCCUCCUCCUCCUCAGCAGCUCACACCAAUACUAAAUUGUGGCCGGCGAGUGGGGAGCUGCCGCUCCAGCAGCGACCCGGUGCUGAUGGACCUCACGGCUAAAGUGUGGAGCAGCUGUGGUGCUCCCCACGCUUCGCCUCCUCAAACCACAGACUCUUCCACCCAGACCUCCCAGUCCACGCUGACUGCCCAGAACCAGACCCAGGCCCAGGCCCAGAACCAGGCCCAGGGUGGGGUCACACUCAGACGAGGCAGCAGGACGCCGCGCCGGCCCCGGCCCUCGUCCAUGGUGGACUACCAGAGCUACAGACACACACAGCAACUGGUUAGAAGGAUCCUGGAGCAGCCGGCCGCUCAGGGCCUGGCCCCUGAGGUCCAGGAGCUGGUGGACAGCAUACGAAGCGUCCUUCAGUCAGACCAGGAGCACAUGGAUGAGGCUGUGUGCUGCGCCAGUUACAUAGAACAGGUGUUCACCGAGUCACCGAUGGGUCCCGUUCAUCCCGAUUCCCAGCAGCAGCCAGGACACAGAGCUUUGCAUACGUUCCCUGGGCUCCUGAGGAGAAGACCUGUCCUGCUGCAUCUGAGGAGCUGUGGGGACCUUAGCUCGUUCACCUGUUCCUCACCCGAGGUUCUGGAACGUGGUGGAAAUCGUAGGGCUGGGUCAAGGGCAGGUUCCCACUGGGAUCAGACCGCCCGCCCCCACAGCCUGAUUGGAGUCUUCAAAGAGACGAUACUGUAAAGAAGCACAGCUGGAGUCUGAACCAUCAUGGGUUGAAGGGUCUGUGUGUAUGAUGUGUGUGAAUACAAAAAGCCACAAACAUUGUUUUCUAGGCUCAAAUCUGACAUUUGAGACGCUUGCAUUCGUUCAUGUGACCUUUAAUGUCAGUAUUUAAUGGUCCCAUGAGGAACCAUGUGUACCACUGUACUAACGAGCUUUGUUUAUAGAACAUUUAUACAACUUGUAUGUUAAACUA
Molecule: messenger RNA, 2770 nt
Organism: Betta splendens (Siamese fighting fish)
Lineage: Eukaryota; Metazoa; Chordata; Actinopteri; Anabantiformes; Osphronemidae
Gene: entrep1
Product: family with sequence similarity 189 member A2
Exons: 11
Coding region: 808-2535 (575 amino acids)
Cellular component (GO): membrane
Source: RefSeq, a predicted model, not a curated record